GUCAUUGGUUUUUAGUUAUACAAUUAUGGCAACCGCUCUCACUCGCGAUUACCAAGUGUUCAUCAAAGAUGGGUUUAAAUAAAGUGCUUAAAGUUUAUUGUAAAGUAUUUCGAGUUGAACUAAACCAAUUCCGUUAGUGUAACAACUCAGAGGGUUAAAAUUCCGUGUCGCGUUAGCGUCGCUUUAUUAAUACAAACGGUGUUGGUUUUCGUAGCGCCAUUUUUGUUGUGACCCGUUUGGGUAUUUACUUCUUAUUUUGUGCUUUUCAGUAUUUUCUGGACGAUACAUUUACGAAUUGUCUUUCGCGCAACUCGUUUUUACUCAACUAAAUGAAAUUUAAAUAAACAAUGUGGUUUAAAACUCUGUGAGAGUUACUAAGAAGAGAUUAGAAGACUUUUAAAAAGGGGGCUAUCGUUUUGUUUAUGUUUCGUUACUAGGUUAUAAGAACAAUUUUAAUCAUGGAUAUACACAAAAAAUUUCCACAACCUAAACCGGUUAAAGUCGAAGUGGAUAUUGAUCAAGUUCCUAAUCUUGCUACAGAAAAGACUACUUUACCCCAAUUAGAAGCUUGGAAUAAUGAUAUUCUAUCAUCAUUAAUGGAAUGUACAAGCUCUAGAGAUAUUAAAACGUUUUUGAGUAUAUUAAAAAAAUAUUCAAAAUUUCUUAAAAAAGAUUCUGGAAAAUGUUGGGAUCGCGUCAUUUUCAUAAAAUCGAUCCAAAGACAUGUUAUGGCAAUGGCAGAUUACUUUUCAGCGCACCCGGAAAACGUAAAAUACGAAUUCGAAUACGUUUUUUACAUCACAAAAAUAAUCGGGUUAUAUUGUACCUUGGAACUAGACGCACACAGAAACGCCCUAAUUAAUAAAUGCGAUUUUGUCGUAUCAGUAACAAAUCGUUUGCUCAGCUUAAUGUUUGUCAGCUUGCGUUUUACAAGCGGGAGAGUGUCUGAUGUACUUUUAAGGAUAGAAUAUAGUCGAACGAAUAAGUUUCAUUCGGCUGUAAUGAAACGACUUUAUCAUCACUGUUUAUUAACGAUGCCAGUAGAAACGUCAAGUUAUCCAGGAUUUUAUUCCUACUACUUAAACUACCAAGAUAUGCAAGAAUUAACCCCGAAACAUUUAAGAUCUGAGCAACAAAAGUAUUUGUUGCAAUCGUUUGGAAAGACGCAAGAAGAAGUUAAAGACGAUUUGAUAUUAAAAAAAAUUCUUGAAACUCCGUCUAGUUCUACAGUUAAAACUGUCGAACACAUUGUUUUUCCAAGAAAGAGAACCACAAGAGCAUACUUUAAGUAUUUGAGAAGCACACAAAGCUGUCAUGUUCCUUCUGAUAGAAACAUCACUGAUAUGAUGCAAUCUGUUGGUAUUAGUACAGAAAACGAUUCGUGUAAAUCGUUAUCCUACCCCAAUACAUUCGAUUUUUCGGAAAACUUCGUUUCAAGUUCGGAAGAAAGUGAGAGCGAAAGCGAGCACGAAAAUAUCAUCUGCGAAAUCGAUAUCGAUAGUGAUUGCGAAAUCACUUACGUUAAAAAACAACCACCAAAACGAAAGGAACGCCACAAGAGAAGAAAACGUCACGAAGAUCUAAAACGCCCAACAUUCACCACAAACGAAGUAAUAGUCUUAGAUAGCGACGAAGAUGAAGUCGUCGCCGUUUCGGUCCCCAACAGCGAAAGCAUCUUCGGAAACGACAAAUCCGAUUCAGAUCCCCAAUCAUUAUUCAAACAAAUCGAAUACGCAGCUUUAAGGGGCGAUUUUAGUUCGUUAGAGUUCCACCACGGAUUAAUAACACCCCCCAGGGAACAACGAUGCGGCUUAUUUGAUGACGCAUCAAUACGAGAAGACGAAGAUUGCGAACGAGGAAUUUUCGAAAGCUACAAUAACGAUAAAGAAACAUUUAAUUCGGAUGAAAUUGACAGGGUAAGUAUCGAAAGAGAAAUUCGAGUUGGUGAAGAUGAAAUUGAAAAUACGAUUGAGAAUACAAUUGAGAAAGAAAUUUCGGGGGUGGUGGAGGAUGAAGGAAAUGAUUUACAAGGGGAAAGUGAAGAAGUGUGUGGGAGUUUGAAUGAAAAUGAUAAAAUUGUAAAUGAAACGAAUCAAAUUACUACAAAUGAAAUUGAAGAAAAUCAAGAGCAAGAAGUUGUAAAUAAAGAUAUUGAAGAGAAUCUUGAUUGUGAAGAUGAAGAGAUUGGGGAAAGAGAGGUUGAAAAUGUUGAGGAAAAUCGAGAAAUUGUUCCUGAAUUAAUUGUAAAUGAGGAGGAUGAAGAAUUGGAGAAAUCAAAUCAAAUUGAUGAAGAUAAUGUUUCGAUUGAAUUGAGUCAAGAUCAAAAUAAAGAGAGUGAAAGUGAAGAAUCUGAAUGUGGUACAGAUAUGGAUAAAAGUUCGAUUCAUUCAAUUCAAUCAAUUCAAUCAGUUCAAUCUGUUGUAGAGGAUGAUAAAAUUGAUGAUGUAAUCCACGCAGAAUCUGAAAAUAUAAUUAAAAUCAACGAAUCUGAUUUUGAGAAAUUUAUCCAAACAGAAAUGGAAGUUGCAAAAAUAAUGAGUCCAUCAGAAAUAGAAAAAAUCUCUGUAAGUGGAUUAUCUAUGGAGUCAUCAUCAAUAACUUCUGAUGCAAUAAGUGAAUUAAGUGUAAGUAUGGACGAGAUUGAAGAAACAAGUACAAGAGUGGAACCAAUGGUUAUUUCUGGUGAUUCAGAUUUAAAUAACGAGGUUGAUAAUAAUAAACACCAAGAGAAGAACGAAAAUAAAAGUCCACCAAGAGUUUUAUACAAAUCAACAUGCGAAGAGUUUAAUCAAUUUGACCCAAAAAUUAAUCAAUCGAAUAUGGACUUCCCUGAAAAUGAAUUUGAAACGUUCCUUUCAGGUCCUGUUGAGAGUAAUCGUUUAAACGACCAGUAUUAUGGCGAAAAUGAUCUUCCAUCAGGCGAUUUAUUCGCGUUAGUUAACAAUGGUUUUAUCCCUUUAAUGGAUGUCCCCCCAAAAUUACCUCCACCCAUAAUAAAAAGUAGUCUAAAAAAACCGGAUAAAGAUCUCGCAACAAUUCCACCCAAAAAAGUGGUCUUCUCAGACGAAAUUUCACAAGAACUCGUUUUCGAUCGAUUAGUUGAAAUUUUGGAGAAGCGACCCGAAAGUCCGACUCCAUCGCCGGUUUUUGAAAAGUGGCAAAAACGGUAUACGGGCGAAUUUAAAAAGGUGCUUAAAGAUAUUAAUAAAGCGGUCGAUAUUUCCGGCGGGUUUCCACAAUUUUCCGAACCUAGCAAAUCGUACGUUUUAAAACAAGGGGUGAAGUGUUACGUGAACCGGACAGCUGACGAAAAAGUGUUUUGGGAUGCCGCGGUCCAACUCGAACUUUUAACAUCCGCCGAAUUGCGAAAAUAUAACGUUUGGGUGCCGUUAGAACACAAUACGCGAACUACGUGUUUGUUGAAAAAGUACAGUUUUAAGAAGAAAGAGGAUAACAACGAACAACAAUCAGGUAGGGUUGACGAUGAUUUUCCUUUUGAUGAUGUUGAAGAUCCUGAUAAUCCCGAUUAUUUCCUUGAUCCUGUUGUUGAUGUUCCUGAUACUUCUAAUUGUAAUGUGUUAGAUGUUGAACGAUUAGAGGAGGAUUUAAAUGACGAAAAUGAUGAGGAGAUUAGAAAACCUUCGAUUGAAAUAAUUAAGAUGAUUGAGGAAUUUUGUAAUGAAUCAUCAUCACUUAGUUGUAAUAAAAAUUUGAAAGAAAUUGAAAGUGAGGUUGUUAAUGAAAUUGAUGGAGUUAAUAUUGAUGAGUGUGAAACUCAAUUAGGUGCGAUUGAGGAAGAAGAAUGUGCAGAGUUAAAGACUCAAGAGGAUGAAAUUCAAAUUGAACCGGAAAAUGAAGAGUGCGAAUCGACGAAGGUUAUUUUUGAAACGAUUCAUGAAAUUGCUAUUUCUUUAGGAUCCAACCAAACCGAUAGGAAUGAAAAAUUAAAGGCGUUGACUAAGCUUUUAACUACAAUUAUUUCAAAAGAAGAUCCUUCUGAGUCAAAUGUUGAAUUAAAAGAAUCUUCUGAGGAAAUUAAUUCUUUACCACAAGCGAUUGCGAUUCAAACCGACUCUAAUUUAGAAACAUCCGAAAAUCAUAUCGAAACUAAAUCCGACGCGAUUCAAACUGAAAUGAGUCCAAUAAACGAGGAAGAUUCAUCGUCGAAAAUAGCGGAUGUGGUCGGUGAUAAAUUAAUCUUGGAUAUGAGUAAGUUUAAUAAUACGGAGUUUGAUGUGCAAGCAAUUAAAGAUGCGAUUAACACACAAAAUGGGAAAUUUAAUGAGGAAGCUGUUGUUAAAGUUUUAGUUGAGAUUUCCUCAAAUAAAGAUCAAAUUAGUGCUGAGCCACUACAAGAAAGUUUAAUCGAUUGUUUAUCGGGAAAUAACGAAGAAAUUAAUGAUGAGGUUGAGAAAGAAACGAAUUUGUGCGAGGAAAAUGUAAAAGAAGAUGUUAAGAAAGAUAAAAAAUCGAAAAAAAUAAAAGAUAAAUCAAAAAGUUGCAUGAAAACACUUUUUGGCGAUUCCGACGAUGAAAAUUCUGAAAUAAUAUUUGCAAGCAAACGAAAACAACUUAAUGUUAAUGCCGAACUUAACGUCAAUACCGAACUUAAUAUAACAGAAAACGAGACGAAUUAUAUCGAUUAUAGUAAAUUACAAGAAUCAAAUAAAUUAAUUGAGAAUAACACACAACCAAUUUUAAAAGAAAAAUUAAAACACCAAAAACACAAAAGCAAGCACAUAAAUAAGUUAUUAAAAUCGGAAAAAAGUAGUCAUAAACACGUAAGAAAAUUAGAAUCUUUAGCUACUUUAUCAAGAAACACAUUAAAAUCACAUAAAAAUCGUAGAAAAUCCACCGAAAAAGCCCUCGAUUUAAUUUCCCCAUACGUUUUUAGCGAAAACAACGAAAAAUGUUUCGGGGAAAUAAAUUACACCGGAAACACAAUCGCCGAAUUUAAACAGGAAGUUAAACGGCGCAAAUCAAUCGAGCAACAAAAAGAAACGUUAUUACCCCAAAUAAUUUCGAAAGAAAUUUACGACACCGAUACUGAAACGGCCGAUGAAAGCGUGAUUUCGGUCGCGACGUGCAUUUCGGUGAAAAAGCAACAAUGUCUUUACCAGGUUUAUAACAAAAAUCGAAAUAAAUCGACGCCCCUCGAAGAUGGAACUCAACGAUCAAAACGAAAAUCGAGUCAAAACAAAAAAAGACGAAAAGCGAAUGAAGAUCCUUUGUAUCGCGCCCAAUGUGCUAAUAUACAAAACAAUAAAAUAUGCCCGUAUGGAACUCGCCAACAUUGGGAUUUAAGGGAGUACACUUUAAAUGAAGUGAUUGAUAUCGGAAGAAAAGGAGUUUUAGAACCUUUAGAAAUAACUAACGAAUUGCCGUUAAUUAAUAAAGAAAACGAAGAAAUAAUUAACGAAAAGAAAAAUUUAGAGAAUACAAAUGACGAUAAAUUUAACUCUAAUCAAAAUGAGAUUGCUUACGACGAUGAUAGCAGCCGGGAUUUAGUUAUAUGUAGCGAUGAAAGUUGUAAUUCAAUCGAUAGGGCGAGUGUUUUUAAUUUAAACAACGUCACCAACGAUGAAACUAACAUCUCCCCAUUAAUUUUUAACCCAAAUUUUUACUUAAAUAAAAACACCGUUGAAAAAACAACUCAAGAUCACGAAACGGCCGAUAAAAAGGAAUCUUCCUCAAAAGAUUUAAUCGAGCGAACACAAACCCCCGAAAAUAAUUCGUUCGAAGAAACAAACGAAUUCGAUAAUUUAAAACGCAAAUGGGAUUACGAAGACGACGACAUAAUUUAUUGGACUUUAGUUAAAGAUAAAUACAUGUUACCGCCUAAGAAACGAUGUAGAGUAUCAUCGAUGAGUAACCAAAUCGCCGAUACCAACAUUCAAACGAAUCAACAAGACGAUAAACCUCAGCAAAAUUAUUUAACAUCGAAAUUGUUUAAUGAUUCGUUACGAACCCAACAAGGAUUAAAUUUGAAUUCGUUACAAAACAAUUUUUUUUACCCCGAUAUAACUAAUUACCAAAUAAAUCAACAAGAACUUCCAAGUUAUAACCAAAUUUUCGGGGGGCAACAACCGUCGACGUCGUUAAACACAAAAACGAUGGAGGAUCCGAUACAAAUCAUGGAUGAUGGUUCUUACAAAGUAAGUUUAACCGAAGAAAAAGUAUUAAGAGGUGAAGUAAAUUCGAUGUUGCGCAGCGAAAAAAACGCCCAAUACAUAAUGGCGGUUUUAACGGGAAAUAAAGAUAACGUUGCUUGCCCUUUCGAUUUUGAAGCGGCCGAAGAUAUGAAAGUUGCCGAUUUCGAGACUGUUUGUAAUUAUGUUUUAUCGGUAAUCACCCAAGAAUUUUUUCAAAAUUGUUAUAAUAAAUCAAAUGAAGUGAAUCAACCUAAAAAGAACAACAAUUUAUCGGAGGAUGGGUCUUAUACGGCUGUUAAAGGUUUAAAUUGCGCUUCAGCUUUGAUUUAUCGCCGAUUAUUAGUGAAAUGUUUAAGGAGAUUACGCCCGGUUUUUAAAACACCCGCUGAAAGAAAGCAAAUGCCGAUUCAAUUUCAACAACAAUCGAGGGAAUCUCCUCUAAUAUCGACAGAAUUAAGACCUCUACCAAUGGAACCACCCCCACCUUACACACCAUCACCUCUACCACCACCCCCACAAAACAUUGUAGUAAAAUUUAUUAACCCAUUUGUAAACCCCGCCCAAUCCUCUUCAUCUUAUUCGGUACCCGAAAUACAUGUUAAAUUAGAAACGAGUAAUGUUGAAGAACAAACGAUGAUGGGAGGUGGAGGAACAAGACGUACUAAUUGCGCUACGUUUAGGAUUACGUAGUUAUUACUUCCGUCACUCCUUCUAUUAGGAUAUAUCAGUAUUUUUCGUUUAAUAAUUCAGUUUCCAUUAAAAGGCUGUGACAAUAACUUAGGGAUUCGAUCGUAUUUAAUUAUUAUUAUUUUAUUAUUUAUUAUCGCUUUUAUUAUUUUUCAUUCCUAAUUAAUCUAAUUAAUUA
Molecule: messenger RNA, 7017 nt
Organism: Onthophagus taurus
Lineage: Eukaryota; Metazoa; Arthropoda; Insecta; Coleoptera; Scarabaeidae
Product: restin homolog
Source: RefSeq, a predicted model, not a curated record